Molecule: messenger RNA, 447 nt
Organism: Microthlaspi erraticum
Lineage: Eukaryota; Viridiplantae; Streptophyta; Magnoliopsida; Brassicales; Brassicaceae
Source: the annotation of a GenBank genome assembly
AUGGCGAGAUCGUGCUGUAUCUGGACGCCUGUUUUGAUCUCACUCUCUCCGAUAACCGGAGAAGCAGCUAAAAUUUCCCGGCGACGGGUGAUUUUAGCCGCAAGUGUAGGUUCUCCUCAGCCUUUACUUGAAGCAAACAUUAAGGAACCGCAGAAGCUUCAAGUCCUUGAUUCCAAAGAUGAUGUGUCCAGAAGAAACACGAUGCUCUAUCUAACGGCUGGAUUUCUAGGAGGGAUCAGCUUUCUCCAUGGUGAAGAAGCCGCAGAAGCUCGUGUAGGGAGAAAAGAGAACAGAAGAAAAUCUUUAGAGAAGCUGAGAGGGAAAGCCAAAGAGUCUGAACCCAAAGCAGGAGACAAAACGAAAGACAGUGAACUAUUCCCUCUUCUUCCUCCACCUCUCCUACCACAAGCCAUUGGACCUGUGGUGGAAGCAAAUUUGCUGCCAUAA